This is a messenger RNA of Notothenia coriiceps (black rockcod), 710 nucleotides long. RefSeq names its product ATP-binding cassette sub-family B member 6, mitochondrial-like. Gene Ontology annotation, cellular component: vacuolar membrane. The transcript has 9 exons. Lineage: Eukaryota; Metazoa; Chordata; Actinopteri; Perciformes; Nototheniidae. The record is from RefSeq and is a predicted model, not a curated record. Gene Ontology annotation, molecular function: ABC-type heme transporter activity; ATP hydrolysis activity; heme binding. Gene Ontology annotation, biological process: transmembrane transport; heme transport. Bases 42 to 710 code for a protein of 222 amino acids.
CUAUCCUGAUCACAGAGUGGAGGACAAAAUACAGAAGAGAGAUGAACGAUCAAGACAACAACUCCAAAUCCAGAGCUGUAGACUCCCUGCUGAACUUUGAGACGGUGAAGUAUUACUGCGCUGAGGAUUAUGAAAUCCGCUGCUUUGAGGAAGCCAUUUUGAAGUAUCAGCACUGUGAGUGGAAGAGCUCAGCCUCCCUGGCUCUGCUGAAUCAAACCCAGAACGUCAUCAUCGGAUCGGGACUGCUGGUUGGAUCUCUGCUCUGUGCCUACCUCGUCUCUAAAGGACAAUUCCAGAUUGGAGACUAUGUUCUCUUUGGCACCUACAUCAUCCAGCUGUACACGCCUCUGAACUGGUUUGGGACCUAUUACAGGCUCAUUCAGAGUUCCUUUGUUGACAUGGAGAACAUGCUGGCGCUGCUGACAGAGCACGUAGAGAUUCAGGAUGCUGAGGAUGCUGAGGACUUGCAGCUCACAGCAGGUCAGGUGGAGUUUGACAGAGUCUGUUUCAGCUACGUACCUGGCACUGAGAUUCUUAGGGAUGUUUCCUUUACGGUGGAGGCGGGACAGACAGUUGCCUUGGUUGGCCCCUCUGGAUCAGGGAAAAGCUCCAUCCUGCGUCUGCUGUUCAGAUUUUAUGACCUUCAGAGUGGCAGCAUUCGCAUCGACGGGCAAGACAUCUCCAAGCUAAGCAAAGACAACAUCAACUAA